ACGCACACGAUCAUCUGGUAGGAUCGAUUCGCUCGCUUGUUCAAAUCCCUGCUGCUGCUUGCUUCAAACCCUUUUCUUCUGAUAUCACUGCCCUGCAUAUGCUUUGGUCUUCCUUUCAAUCGAUAUUUUCUUCUGUGAUUAGGAUUGAUAAACUAAUAGGGCUUCUCGAGCCGCCACCUCCUCUUCCCAGGCCGGACCUACAGUGAGGCCCAAGAGGCGGUUGUCUCAGGGCCCAAAAUUCUGUUAUUUUUAGGGGCCCAUAAAUCUGGAAGCCCUUCUCCCUCUAGCUCGCUCCGUCGCUCGGCGUAUCAGAAGCCGCCCGCGAGAAGCAGCAACGCCGUCACCACCAUGGUGCUGUGAAGCUUUUUGUGUUCGGAGACUCCUUCGCUGACACUGGCAACUGUCCCAAACCAUCCGCCGCCUCCUGGAAAGAACCAUACGGAUUCGCUUUUCCCGGCACACCGGUCGGCCGCUUCUCCAACGGUCGUGUUCUCACUGAUUACAUUGUUAUCAUGGCGAUAGACAGCGGUAGCCAGGACCAAUCACACAAGUCCCACCGUUCUCGCCAUUCCGGUCCUUCCUCGGACAAGAAGAAGAAGAAGGCGGCUAAAUCCGACCAAGACCGCCAGCAGCAGCACAACCCCAAGGCUUUUGCUUUUAGUUCGUCAGUGAAAGCCAAACGCUUGCAAUCUCGGGCUUCAGAGAAAGAGCAGCGCAGGCUUCAUGUUCCCACCAUUGACCGUUCCACUGGAGAACCUGCACCUUAUGUCGUGGUUGUGCAGGGCCCUCCUGAGGUCGGGAAGUCUCUUCUUAUAAAAUGUCUUGUUAAACAUUAUACUAAACAUAAUCUACCAGAUGUUCGAGGACCCCUUACUGUUGUGUCAGGGAAGCAAAGGCGGAUACAAUUUGUGGAGUGCCCGAAUGAUAUAAAUGGCAUGAUUGAUGCUGCGAAGUUUGCUGAUCUGGCACUGCUUCUCAUAAAUGCAAGUUCUGGUUUUGAAAUGGAAACUUUCGAGUUCCUUAAUAUUUUGCAAGUUCAUGGAUUCCCUAAAAUUAUGGGAGUUCUUACACACCUUGAUAAGUUCAAAGAUGUAAAGAAACUUAAGAAAACAAAGCAGCGCCUCAAGCAUCGAUUCUGGACUGAAAUAUAUGAUGGAGCUAAACUAUUCUAUUUAUCUGGUCUUAUUCAUGGGAAGUAUCAUAAACGCGAGGUUCACAAUCUUGCAAGGUUCAUUUCUGUUAUGAAGUUUCAUCAUUUGUCAUGGCGAGUUUCCCAUCCAUACAUCUUGGUAGACCGUUUCGAAGAUAUCACACCCCCAGAAAGGGUGCAUGUGGACAAUAAGUGUGAUAGAAAUGUGACAUUAUAUGGCUACUUACGAGGCUGUAAUUUGAAGAAAGGAACUAAGGUGCAUAUUGCUGGUGUUGGUGAUUACAAUUUAGCUGGCAUUACAAGCUUAGCUGAUCCUUGCCCUUUGCCUUCGGCUGCCAAGAAAAAGGGUCUGCGGGACAAGGAGAAGCUGUUUUAUGCACCCAUGUCUGGACUUGGGGAUCUUCUUUAUGACAAGGAUGCUGUCUACAUAAAUAUAAAUGACCACUUUGUGCAGUUCUCUAAAGUUGAUGAAGAAAAUGGUGAAGUAACAAACAAAGGAAAGGGCCGUGAUGCUGGUGAGGUUAUAGUGAAAUCCCUUCAAAACAAAAAAUAUUCCGUUGAUGAGAUGUUGGAAAAGAGCUUCAUUUCUCUUUUUGGAAAAAAGGCCAAUAGCAUAUCGGAAUCUUCAAUCAAUCGGAAGGAUGCUCAGGAAUCUGUUAAUCCAAUGAGCAGUGUAGAGCCAUAUCAAUCUGGAGAAGAUCUUGAAACUGAUGAUUCUGCUGAGGAAAGUGAUACUGAUGGUUUAGAAAAUUCUGAAAUUUCAGAUGAAGAUAAUGCUUCUGAUGAAGAAAAUAAUACUACAUUGGAUCGGCAACAAUCCUCAGAUGAUGACUUGAAGGAAUAUAUUGACUCUCAUAAUGGAAGAAUAAAGAGAAAAGCUGUCUUUGGGGAUGACUUUGACCAUAACCACUUGAAGGAUUUGAGUGAAGAUGAUGAUUCAGAUGAGAAUUCAUCUUCUCAUUCAGAUGCUUCAGAGGAUUGGGAGGAUCAUCACACAGAUGGAGAUGAGAUGGGAAAUGCUGCAAAGUGGAAAGAGUCCUUGGCAGCGAGGGCAAUCUCAAGAAAAAAUGCUAAUCUGAUGCAACUUGUAUAUGGGAGACCUGAAACAGUGCCUAGCACAACCAAGGAAGCUCAAGCUAGCCAUGAGGAUGAGGAAAGUGAUGAUGAUCAAUUGUUUAAGCCAAAAGGAGAAGGAAAAAAGGAAUCAAGUGGGGUGGACGGUAAUAAUGCCAAUACUGAUGAUUGUUCCAAGUUCUCAAAUCAUUCUAGUGUUAAAAACUGGAAAGAAGAAGGGUUGAUCGAAAGCAUACGUGACCGUUUUGUUACUGGAGACUGGUCGAAGGUUGCUCGCAGAGGUCAAGCCUCAGAAGCUAGCAGUGAUGGAAGUGAUGAUGAUGGUGUAUUUGGUGAGUUUGAAGACUUGGAAACGGGUGAGAAGUUUGAGAGCCAUGCAAGAAGUAACGUCAGUAAUGAUUCCCCCAUGGACAAUGAUGCUGAAGCUGAAGAGAGGAGGCGUAAGAAGAUUGCUUUACGUGCAAAAUUUGAUGCUAAAUAUGAUGCACCUGAAUCACCUGAUGAGGAUGCUGAAACUGAAGAAGGUGGCAAUUAUCAUCGGAAACAUGGUAAUGAAGGUGGAUUUUUUGAUAAGCUGAAGGAGGAUAUCGAGCUUCGGAAACAAAUGAAUAUAGCCGAACUUAAUGAUCUCGAUGAUGCUACUCGGGUAGAAAUAGAGGGCUAUAGAACAGGAACUUACUUAAGAUUGGAGAUUCAUGGUGUUCCUUUUGAAAUGGUAGAAUAUUUUGAUCCAUACCACCCUGUUCUUGUUGGAGGAAUUGGACUAGCGGAGGAAAAUGUUGGAUACAUGCAGGUGCGGCUGAAGCGGCAUAGAUGGCACAGAAAGGUACUGAAGACUAGAGAUCCUAUAAUUGUUUCCAUUGGAUGGAGACGCUACCAAACUACACCUGUUUAUGCCAUUGAGGACCGCAAUGGACGCCAUCGUAUGCUUAAAUACACUCCUGAGCACAUGCAUUGCCUUGCCAUGUUUUGGGGUCCUCUUGCACCACCGAAAUCUGGGGUAGUUGCUGUGCAAAAUUUAUCAAAGCAGGCAUCAUUUAGGAUCACAGCAACUGCAACCGUAUCGGAGUUCAACCAUGCAGCUCGAAUAGUGAAAAAGAUCAAGCUGGUUGGUUACCCCUGCAAGAUUUUCAAGAAGACAGCACUUAUCAAGGACAUGUUCACUUCAGAUCUUGAAAUAGCCAGGUUUGAGGGUGCAGCUGUCAGAACUGUGAGUGGAAUCCGCGGGCAGGUGAAGAAGGCUGCAAAAGAAGAGAUUGGCAACCAACCCAAAAGAAAGGGAGGGAAUCUUAAAGAAGGGAUUGCAAGGUGUACCUUCGAGGACAGAAUUCUGAUGAGUGACAUUGUUUUCUUGCGUGCAUGGACUCAAGUUGAGGUUCCUCAGUUUUACAAUCCAUUGACGACAGCCUUGCAACCUCGUGGCAACACUUGGCAAGGAAUGAAAACUCUGGCUGAAUUAAGAAGAGAACACAAUCUUCCGGUGCCAUUUGACAAGGAUUCACUCUACAAGCCAAUUGAGAGGAAGCCAAGGAAGUUCAACCCGUUGGUUAUUCCCAAGUCAUUACAGGCAGCUCUUCCAUUUGCCUCAAAGCCCAAGGAUACUCCAAGUCGAAGGCGCCCACUUCUUGAAAAUCGGAGGGCUGUAGUCAUGGAACCUCAUGAGCGAAAAGUUCAUGCGCUUGUUCAACACCUUCAGCUAAUUAGACAUGAGAAGAUGAAGAAGCGGAAGCAGAAGGAAAAGGAGAAGAGGGAAACGUACUUGGCAGAGAAGGCAAAGGAAGAGCAGCUGUCCAAGAAGAGGAAGAGAGACGAACGGCGGGAAAGGUACCGCGACCAAGACAAGCAACGUAGUAGUAAGAGAAUCAGGAAAGCUGAUUGAAUGAAUUGAUAAUUGGUUGGUUGGAGCAGUUUGUCAACAAAAGAGGUGGCCUAGUUUUGUUUUUGUCUCACCCUCGGCCCAGCAGCAGCAGCUCUUUUAGUUGUUGGGUUGGGUAAUAGUAGUAGUAGUAGUAGUCGUCAUCCUCCUCGUCUUAGUGAUCUUCAGUGGUGGGAUGAUGUAUGGAUUUGUAUUUAUAUAGCUGUUUUUCGUCUGAAUAA
Molecule: messenger RNA, 4321 nt
Organism: Diospyros lotus (date-plum)
Lineage: Eukaryota; Viridiplantae; Streptophyta; Magnoliopsida; Ericales; Ebenaceae
Exons: 19
Coding region: 513-4103 (1196 amino acids)
Biological process (GO): ribosome biogenesis; endonucleolytic cleavage of tricistronic rRNA transcript (SSU-rRNA, 5.8S rRNA, LSU-rRNA); maturation of SSU-rRNA from tricistronic rRNA transcript (SSU-rRNA, 5.8S rRNA, LSU-rRNA)
Cellular component (GO): nucleus; 90S preribosome
Molecular function (GO): GTP binding; GTPase activity; U3 snoRNA binding
Source: RefSeq, a predicted model, not a curated record